UUCGCAGACUGACCGGAUUUCAGCAGCACGCACAGAGAAAGGAGGAAACUGCGGCUCCCACUGAAACAUCCACAUCUGAGAAGAAACUUUUUUUCCCUUCUUGCUUCCUCUCCGGUCUUUUGCCUCCAGUAAUAAUAUCCGGAUCUGCUCACACAGGAAUUAUCGCACUUUGAAGACACCGAGCUGAGCUGGGAGGAAGCGCUGAUUCACACUCUGCUGAUUUCUUUCUCGGGGUGGGGGGGACUUAAAAGUUCACAACGCCAUGUCUGGUGAGUCGGAUCACAGUCGGCGGUUCUGCGUGCUGUCUUGGGAUCAGGUGCAGCGCUUGGACUCGAUCCUGGGCGAGGCUAUCCCCAUCCACGGCCGAGGAAACUUCCCCACGCUCUCCGUACAGCCCCGCCAGAUUGUCCAGGUUGUGCGAGCGAGGCUGGAGGAAAGAGGUGUGCAUGUUAAGGAUGUGAGGUUGAACGGCUCGGCUGCCAGCCAUGUGCUCCAUCAGGACACGGGACUAGGCUACAAGGACCUCGACCUGAUCUUUGGCGUGUCGCUGAAAGAUGACCAGGCCUUCCGUCUGGUGAAAGACGUCGUGCUGGACUGCCUGUUGGACUUCUUGCCAGCCGGGGUCUCUAAGGAGCGCAUCACAGCACUGACCCUUAAAGAGGCCUAUGUGCAGAAACUUGUGAAAGUCUGCAAUGACACGGACCGUUGGAGCCUCAUCUCGCUGUCCAACAACACAGGCAAGAACGUGGAGCUUAAGUUUGUGGACUCUUUACGGCGGCAGUUUGAAUUCAGUGUAGACUCCUUCCAGAUUUGCCUUGAUUCUCUGCUCUUGUUUGACCGCUGCUCUGAGACGCCCAUGUCUGAGAGCUUUCACCCCACCGUAAUUGGCGAAAGCGUGUACGGGGACUUCAAAGAAGCUAUGGAACAUCUGUGUCAGAGGACCAUAGCUACUCGCACCCCUGAAGAAAUCAGAGGGGGUGGCUUGUUGAAGUACUGCCACUUGCUCGUGCGAGGCUUCAGACCCUCGUCAGAGGCGGACAUGAAACAGAUGCAGCGCUACAUGUGCUCGCGCUUCUUCAUUGACUUCCCCGACAUAGGUGAGCAGCAGAGAAAGCUCGAGGCUUACCUGCAGAACCACUUCGCCGGGAUGGAGCACAAGCGGUACGAGUGCCUCACGACUCUGCACCAAGUAGUGAACGAGAGCACAGUGUGUCUGAUGGGCCACGAGCGGCGCCAGACGCUCAGCCUCAUCUCCAUGCUGGCGCUGAAGGUGCUGGCUGAGCAGAAUGCUAUCCCCACGGUAACCAAUGUGACCUGUUACUACCAGCCAGCGCCGUACGUGCAGGACAUAAACUUCAGCAACUAUUAUAUUGCACACGUGCAGCCGCCACAGGUCGCCGCGUGCAGUGCUUCAUAUCAGACGUGGCUGCCCUGCAGUUGAGCUGGUGUCAGGGCGCGGAGGUCACUGUGUCUCCACUGCAUCGCUCUGUCCAGGAUGUGGACUGAAAACAAACAAUAAAGAAACCCAUUUGCCAAAUGUGACUUUAUAAAAACAAUCCUGUACUGCUGUACAUCUGAUUGAGCCGACAAGUUUUUUUUUAUUUUUAUUUUUUCAUUUUUUUUUUUUUCCACUUGUUUUCUCUUGCAAGAGAAGAAUCUGUAAGAUUGCUGGUCAUUUCUGAGAUGUAGCGAUAAUAUCUUUAAGUAUUAAAAAAAAAAACAAC
Molecule: messenger RNA, 1724 nt
Organism: Haplochromis burtoni (Burton's mouthbrooder)
Lineage: Eukaryota; Metazoa; Chordata; Actinopteri; Cichliformes; Cichlidae
Gene: tent5ba
Product: terminal nucleotidyltransferase 5ba
Exons: 2
Coding region: 263-1441 (392 amino acids)
Biological process (GO): mRNA stabilization
Molecular function (GO): poly(A) RNA polymerase activity; RNA binding
Source: RefSeq, a predicted model, not a curated record